UGUACAUAACCCGUGACAUCAUCUCCACGUAGUCACGUGACGGUAGUUCUGUCCGCCAUAUUUCCUCAUACAUGGCCAAGAGUCGCUGAAAAAUUGCCUGGUUUUCUGUUUUCAACCAACAAAUACAGACUAUUGAGCGCGAGCAACAGGUAACCGGGACCUCUGUGACACCAGCAAGAUGUCGGACUACGACAGUAACCCGUUCGCGGACCCAGAGGCGGGCAAUCCUUUCCAGGACCCGUCAGUGACCCAGGUGACUGGUGCUGCCCAGCAAACCUUCACAGAGGAGUUCAACCCCUUUGCUGAGCAGGGUCGCACCACUGCUGCUGCAGGAAAGACCAACCCUGUGGUUCCCCCUCCCCAGAAGCCCCAGCCGGCCCAGCAGCCAGCCGUCAUGAGACCUACAGAAGAGCCCCCUGCCUACUCACCCAGUGCUGCACAGCAAGCCCAAGGACCUGCAGUUCCCACCAAUGAAGACCUUAUCAAGCGACAAGAGGAACUGGAAAGAAAAGCAGCAGAGUUGCAGAGAAAAGAGAGAGAAAUGGCAGCUGGCACAUACAACGCGCGAGCAAACAACUGGCCGCCUCUGCCGUCCUGGUGUCCAGUAGGGCCGUGUUUCUACCAGGACAUCUCUGUAGAUAUUCCUCUAGAGUUCCAGCGCACUGUCAAAAUGAUGUACUACUUGUGGAUGUUCCACGUGGUCACUUUACUUCUCAACGUACUCAUGAUGGUGGCCUAUGUGGCGGCAGUCGGGGUGGACCUCACGGCGGGAAUUGGCCUGGGGAUGGCCAUCCUCUUUACGCUACUCUUCCCGGCUUGUUCCUUUUGUUGCUGGUUUCGUCCGCUUUACAAGGCCUUCAGGAGUGACAGCUCCUUCAACUUCUUUGUGUUCUUCUUCAUUUUCUUCUUCCAAUUCGUGGUCCACGUGAUCCAGGCUGUGGGCAUUGGCGGAUGGGGAACUUGUGGUUGGAUUAAUGGCAUAACGGCAGUCACCGUGAACCCUGGUGUCGGAGCCAUCAUGCUGAUCAUUGCCGCCUUCUUCACCAUAUCCGCUGUUCUCAGCAUUAUUUUUCUCAAGAAGGUGCACAGCCUGUACCGUACAACAGGCGCCAGCUUCGAGAAGGCCCAGGCGGAGUUCACCGAGGGUGUGGUGUCCAACCGCGGAGUCCAGCAGGCCGCUGGGCAGUUCGGUGCCGCCGCGGCAAAGGGCGCAGCCAGGGGCGCCAUGUCGAGUGCGUCUGGGAACCAGAUGUAGUAACCCUCUGCAAGGGGACGCUGCACGUUGUUUCCGAUCAUAAUAACGAUGCACUGCUAAAACUUCGCUCUGCUAACCUCCCUCCCAAAGUUCUAGCAUGACACAAUUCCUUAUCGUACUUCUACCCUUUACUUCCAGCACAAUUAUGAUUCCUAGGGCAAAAGACAUAUAUAUGAUAUCCCCUCCCCAGAGAAUAACUGUUUUCCUGUAUAAGUUAUGAUAACAGUGAAUGUUAUACUUUUGACUUAGCCCGUUUAGCUUGUUCCAAAUAUAUAUCCUCUUUGCAAUACAAGUUGGCUUUUCCUGAUUCAGAAAAGUUGUAUUUGAAGGCCAACUGAUGUUGCAAAGUAGAAUUCUGUCAGGGACUGUCUGUGAUCAGAAAAGAAAAACAUUAGGAGAAGGCUUCUACCCAGGUAAUGCUUUCCCCUAACUCUUCCCAAAGUCUGUCCUGGCAAUUCCCCCAGCUGUGCAUCAGGAUUGGGUAGCUGGAAACAAAUCUGGUGUCAGGACAUGCUUUCCAUGAAGGCCCCCGGCUGAAUCCAGAGUCCAAACAGGCGUACUGUCCACAGGACGAGGGUAUAGAGGGUAUUUACAUGAGACCUUUGGUGCAUAAGCCACCAUCAGGGGGGACCUUAAAAAAGAAGUUUAGGAAAUAAUGUACUUGUAAGGGUGUAGAUGUAGCUCCAUACCUACAUAAAUCCUGCAGAACAUGUUGCUUCAAAGAAAGAUGUGUAGUUCUGCAAUAUGUUCACAAUCUGUACAUUGGAGAAUCAAAAAGUUAUGAAAGUUAAGGUUGGCCACACCUUUUUAUUUCAUUUCUUGAUGGUUAAUCAUAGCUUUUGCCAUUCUUUUUGCUGUUUCAUCCCUUUUUCUGGACUUUCUUUAUUAUUCUACCUUUGUUCCUUCCUUUCAUCUUGUGUUUAUGAAAGUAUCUGAAGUGGUGUGGCCCCAAAAUGUGGUCAGUUUUUGAUGCUAUCAACACAUUCCAUCCAGAUAGUGACACUUCACACUUCAGUAACUAGUGCUGGUCAGAAAGAAAGCUGUAAAGUAGCGCCUUCUUGUUAUAUAACAAAUUACCCUUGCUGAAAACAAAGUCAUUUACUGUUAAGCAUGAUUUUCUUCCAUUGGAAUGUAGGAAAUUUCUGCUGUUUGCAUGUAGAAACACACAUGCUGUUGUAGGAGAUACAAUGCCACAUUUAGACAGAUUCAGAUAAACAUUGACAGGAACUUUCUGUAGUAUGUACCGGUAGUAUUUCUGUAGAUACACACACCUGUACACAAUAUGUAUUUGCCGUAACAAUUGGCCAUUAGGUCCUUUAAGGUGGCAUGAUAGAGGUAAAUCUAAUGAUAGGCAGAUAGUUAUACUCUUUCAUGAAACAUAAAUAUUAUGUUUUUCUUUGUACCACAUUGUAUAACUAAAUCUGACUUUGAAGAAGAAAGUAUUCACCGGUGUAUGCUAUAGAACUGUUCUUUACCCAUGAUCCAUUUCUUUCAAAUGGGUCAAAGGUUACAAGACUUUCUUGCAACUUUCCAGUGCUAGCACAUUUCUAUUCCAGAAUCUCAGAUGAAGUACUGUACAAAUUUUUUUACAAGCUUGUACUGUAUAAUUUUGGGGCAUGAAGUUGGUGACAGAAGAUAUGUUCAUGUUUUUAUUAGUUUGACCACUCUGUGGGUGGGCACAUGUGUCGAGACAAUUUGGUAAUUAUUAGGGAAUAUUGAAGCUAGUUUUUCUGGAGUCUAUUUAAGAAUAUAGAAAUAUGUAGAAAUUACUGGAGUUGGGGGCUAUUGUAAAGGCUUUUAGUACUAGUAUAAAAUAUUACCCGUGCGUGAAUUUACUCAAAUGAAAUCCAUUUUUUGGAAUACUGUAAAUGCCUUUAUGUUCGCAGUGGUUUUAUGUUACGGUGGGAAAGGGAGGUUUGUACGGUGUUUGAAGUUCACUGUUGGAACAGGAAAAAUUACAAAACAUAUAUUUGCGGCAUUAUGAUUUCUCAGUAAAAAAAAUAAGAGGGAAAAUAAAACCACCACGGACAUGUCAUGGUUUAUGUUACUAGAGGAAGUGCUGUCAAAUGUAAAGUUGCAAUGUUAAUAGGUGUCCGAUAGAAAAUAAUGGACAUUUGAUGUUUUAUUUCAUUGUUGUGUUCAGUUGCAGUGCUGCUUUAAUAUCAUCAUGCAAUUUUCCUGGCACAAUACAACAUUGCUCCAUUUGAUGUACAUGGCCGUUGACUUGGAAUUGAUCAAAUGCUAAAUUUUUAUGUGUACCACGCUUACAUGUAUUGUUCUGUGUUAUUUUGCACUUUAAUGGAUGUUAUACACAGUUUCAUGCUUGAUUUCAUUGAGCUUGGGUUGUGAGCACAUUGUCAACUAGGAGCAUUUUGUCUUCAAGAAAUAUUUGAAGAAAUUAUAGAGGUAAAGUGAGGUAUAUCCAACUAUUUGUACAUGUAUGUGUAUGUGGUUGUUAAUGUAGAUCUUGGUGCAAAGAUGUGUACUUAUACACAAUUUUCAAGGCAUAGGAUGUUUAUUUAAGAAAUCAGCCUGUAUUCCAUCCCUAUAAAGUUUCAAAUUGAUGACUUCUAUCGUAUAUUUCUGGUGUUUACGAGUUGUCCACCCAUUUGGUAAUAUACAGUACACAACUAGAAUGAGCAGUUUAUAUACCAUAUGUAAAAAGGGGGUUUAGAUCCACCUUUUAUUUGGUUUUAUCCUGCAUUGCUCCACCCCUUUGUUUCCAAAAUUCCUUACUUUGGUGGACUGUAGAUUUCUAGCAUGAGGUCAUAAUCUGUAUCACAAUGAUGUAGUUUAAUGUAUUUAUUAAAUAUUGUGUACUAUUGUUAAUUAACAGGAGAUAUCGUAUGGAACAGAUUGCUGUAAACUAGUGUAAUUUCUACCAGUGUGUUCAAAUUACAAGAAUGUUAAGGGGACUUAAAGCCAGAUGUGCUUUCAUCCUGUAGGUUUGGAUUUAAAGAGGGUUUCUGAACAAACAAUAAAGCUGAUGCUAUGUAUAUU
Branchiostoma belcheri (Belcher's lancelet) is the source of this 4255-nucleotide messenger RNA. RefSeq names its product secretory carrier-associated membrane protein 1-like. Gene Ontology annotation, biological process: protein transport. The record is from RefSeq and is a predicted model, not a curated record. Lineage: Eukaryota; Metazoa; Chordata; Leptocardii; Amphioxiformes; Branchiostomatidae. The coding region runs from base 179 to 1255 and encodes 358 amino acids. Gene Ontology annotation, cellular component: trans-Golgi network membrane; recycling endosome membrane. The transcript has 10 exons.